This is a messenger RNA of Cynara cardunculus var. scolymus (artichoke), 1410 nucleotides long. RefSeq lists its product as uncharacterized. The coding region runs from base 123 to 926 and encodes 267 amino acids. The record is from RefSeq and is a predicted model, not a curated record. The transcript is spliced from 3 exons. Lineage: Eukaryota; Viridiplantae; Streptophyta; Magnoliopsida; Asterales; Asteraceae.
AAACGCCGGACCGUUCCGGUAUAUUCUAUGUUUCUUCUUUCUUUCCUUCCUUCCUUCUUUGCCAACCCCAAUCUCUCAUACUCUGUUUCGAUGCAGAGCAACAACAGACCCUUACUGAUUUCAUGGGCCCUGUCAUAACAUACCCUUCCUUCCACUUCACCACAUCCAUAUCAAGAUUUUCUUUCCCUUUUACAACUUCAAACAAACCCACAAGAAAUCCUUCUUGCAUCUCUCUUUCUUCAAACCCUCAAAACCCUACAUCUUCAUGGCAAAAAUACACUUCACCCAUGAAGAAAUUUCCAAUUUUGAGAUCAGUUCUCCAUGGUUUAAGAACCUUAGAUGAUAAAACAUCAAUGGACCAAUGGGUUUCUGAUCCAGAUGGAUUAAGUUGCAAUUACUUGCAAAAUGGAGGGAUUGGUAUGGUUCUCUUGAGUGUUACUUCAACUGCAAAGGUUCGAUUUAGCCCAUUUGUUGCAACACUUGCUGCAAAUCCAACUUUUGCAUCUGGGUUUUUUGCGUGGCUGAUGGCACAAUCUUUGAAAGUUUUCUUGCAUUUUUGCUUUGAAAAGAAACUGGACUUGCGAAUAAUGUGUGCUUCAGGGGGAAUGCCAUCUUCACAUUCUGCUUUAUGCACAGCUUUGACUACUUCAGUGGCAAUAUGUCAUGGGGUUGCAGAUUCUUUAUUUCCAGUGUGUUUGGGGUUUAGUUUGAUUGUUAUGUAUGAUGCCAUUGGUGUUCGCCGCCACGCUGGGAUGCAAGCAGAGGUCUUGAAUGUGAUAGUUGAGGACUUGUUUCAAGGACAUCCCAUCAGUAAAAGAAAACUCAAGGAACUGCUUGGCCACACCCCAUCACAGGUUGUGGCUGGGGCCAUGCUCGGGAUCUUGGUGGCUUGUUUUUGUUGUCAAGGUUGCUUCGGUGUCAUCUGAAUUCAAUUGAUCUAGACCUAUUUUUGGGGGUUUGAUGAAUUAAUAUGUAUUUAACAUGAAAGUAGUUCAUUUGAUGUAAUCCCAAGAACAAGUUGCCACCCGAAAUUUGUUGGUAAGAAUUUUCUCAUUUUUUGCUAUUUUAGAACAUUAGAGUUGCCGAGCUUGGACACACAUGGUCCGGCGUGACUUGUGACACUGUGAUUCAGCUCUCCAUGGUGGGUGUAACCGCACUUGCUUUGAGACAAAUUACAUGAAAAAACAAUGCACUGUUUGUCCAAAAGAUCAUCCAAGGAAAUACAAAGUAAUAUGGGAUGUAAAUACCAACUCCAUGGAAGAGUUCAGAAGAGUAAGAUUGGUUUCCAUAGUAAAACAAGAAAAGCACAAGUGGUGCCGGUUAGAAUCUCAGACAUGGUAUAUUGUUAAAUUGUCAUAUUGUUUUUCACGUUCGGUGGCAUUUUGUCUUGACCAUGCCAAACCUUCUGAU